This is a messenger RNA of Labeo rohita (rohu), 3550 nucleotides long. Its product is annotated as FH2 domain-containing protein 1. The transcript is spliced from 12 exons. The record is from RefSeq and is a predicted model, not a curated record. Bases 332 to 2758 code for a protein of 808 amino acids. Lineage: Eukaryota; Metazoa; Chordata; Actinopteri; Cypriniformes; Cyprinidae.
CACACACACACACACACACAUCUGCUUUCAAAUUAAAAACAUUUGAAGCUCGCUUUAUUUUUAUGUAAUGACUAUUGGAGAUGUCGACAACUCUGCAGUAGAUGACUAUUAAGUUUAAACAUCUGAGUGUUUUACUGAAGCGUGCGUGUUCGUGUGGUUUGCGCAUGCGCGCGCUACUGUCAGACUCACCGGACUCGGAAUAUUUACAUGCCUCCGUUAUUGAUGGAAUGAAGAGAUUUCAGAGGUUUGUUGUUUGAACUCAUUGGAUUUUCAUGUUGGUGUUCAAGCGUCUAUUUAUAGAAGCCGUGGUUUAAGAAACUCUGAUGAUGUCAUGCGGUCAACUCGUGCUGCUGUCAAUCAUCUUCUGACCCCACCCACAUCCCCUUCUACUAUGAGCAGCGUCUCUUUGACCCGUGAGAGGCGGAGUUUUGAGAAAGAGGGUGGGGCAGUUGCUUCCCCUCCCUCAUUACAUGGCCACGCCCCCCAAAACAACCUGCCUCGAGCUCCUCCCCUUCCCCCGCUCCUGCCUGUGGGAAACCCAGCAGAGAGGAAGAGGAGGGUGAGGAGUUUCUACUGGAAACCGAUUCCUGAAGAUCGCGUGAAGCAGCAGGACGGGCCGAACCUGUGGAGCCUCGGCGGGAGCAGCAGGGGUCCGCUCAUCAUCGACAUCAGAGCCAUAGAAGAGCUGUUUGGACAAGAGGACACGCUGUCAUCCACUGCAACCAGCGGCACGAUCGGACGAAGACACCCUUCUGUGAAAGACCUCAGACCGCAGAUCACCAUCCUGGACUCCAAAAGAAGCUUGCAUAUCUCCAUUUUUCUGAAACACUUCAAAAAGUCCAGCGAGAGUCUUCUGGAGGAUAUUCUUCAUGGAAACACGAGCGUCCUCAGUGCAGAGUCUCUCAGAGAGCUGUUGAAGCUCCUGCCGGAGGAGCACGAGGUGAAGAAUCUUCAGAUGUUCAAUGGGAACCCUAAAGUCUUGGCUCCGCCUGAUGCUUUUAUACACAAACUCAUCCAUUUACCCAGGUACGAGAUCCGUCUCGAGGCUCUGCUGUUAAAGGAAGAGUUUUUCCCUUCGUAUACCGUCAUGAAACACGACACGGCCGUCAUCCUGAGCGCCAUUAAAGAGCUGUUGAGCUGUGAGGAGCUUCACAAUGUCCUUCAUUUAGUGCUGCAGGCUGGAAACAUCAUGAAUGCUGGUGGAUGUGCUGGUAAUGCUGUGGGCUUCAGACUCUCCUCUCUGCUGUCAUUAGCUGAUACUAAAGCCAACAAACCUGGAAUCAACCUGCUGCACUUUGUUGCUCUGGAAGCUCAGAAGAAAGAUCUGCUCAUAUUUCCAGAAAAACUUCUGCAUGUUCAGCAAUCAGCGCGUGUGUGUGUUGACAGCAUCCAUGAAGAGUUUGACGCUCUUACCAGAAGAGUUCAUCAGUUACAGCAGAAUAUCCACACAGAUGAUGAACUCCUGACACAGCUGCAGACCUUCCUACAGAGCGCCACUGAAGCUCUGGAGGACUUGAGGACCAGUAUUGAUGAGGUUCAGAAGGAAGGAGACGCUCUGAUCAAUUUCUUCUGUGAGGACAGAGACGUCUUCAAACUGGACGAGUGCUUCCGAAUUUUCCAGAAUUUCUGCUCUAAAUUUAAAAAAGCUGUUCAGGAGAACGUGGAGCGAGGAAUGUGGGAGGAGUCUCGGCGCAAGCGUCUGAAGGAGUCGGAGGAUAAGCGGCACUCGUGGGCUGGGCAUGAGAGUGUGGGCGGAGUCUCUGGCUUACGGUCCAAUAGCGAAGCAGAUGUGGCAGCGUCAUUAAAAAGGGAGGGGCUUGUGGAGCUGCUCGAGACGAGCCCUCCCAGUCCACAACACUCACCACAACAGAAGAGCGUGACCUUUGACCUCUGUGGAGCAGAUACACUCGUACUUCCUCCAAUACACUCACUCUCCAUCACAGACACGACAGAGGAGCCGGAGAUCCAAAAUAAGACUCUUUCCAUACAGGAAUCGCAGAGCAACGACCAUCAAAUGCAAAGUCAGGAAACAUCGGCAAAUGAAGAAGUGACUCCAGAUGUGACCUUUGACCCUUCACAAAUCAGUUUAGUAGUAGAAUCCAAGGUUAUUAAGGAUGAAUCACAGAGCAAAACUAAAGAUAAUGUCCAACCUAUGAAGGAGUCGCCCAAAACCAGCACUGGAGCGAAACAAACAAUCAGCAAACGAACCUUCAGUUCUAAAAACAGAGCAUCUAUUCCUGCGAAAUCGCCUUCAUCUUCUAUUAAACCAUCAUCAUCAUCUCCUAAAUGUGUGAGCUCCUCUGACACCGCGAGUUUGAGGAAGCUUGUUCCUCUCCGGCAGCCCAGUAGUUCUGCUGCGCCGAUUCAAGAGCGACCCGGACGAAACGUCCUCAACAUCCCCAACGUCCCAAAGAAGACACAAGCAGUUCGACCAAAGGAGAAGAUGUGUCGCACUACACUCCACGUCGUCGACCGUCCCAAUUCGACAAUCAAAUCACCCAGCUUCGUUCGCAACACCAUGGCGUCAACAACGCGCCACGCCACCGCUCCUGGAAAUCAGCCUAAACCGGCUCCGCUGACCCGCGCGGCAUCACUCAGGCUCUCUCAGGUCCAUAAGCUGCAGCAGACGCCUACAGGAAUUGCUCACCCGUUGCCCCCCGCUGGACAGCAGAGGAAAAGCAGCAGCAGCACCGCCUCUGAAAACUUGGCGCUUACUCGCGGUUCACGUGAUAAAAAUGUCAAACCCACCUGGAGGUAGAGAGAUAGAAGUAUUGUUCAAAUGUUUGGGGUUUUUAAAUGUUUUUGAAAGAAGCCUUUUCUGCCCACCAAUGUUGCAUUUAUUUGAUCAAAAAUACAGUAAAAUUGUGAAAUAUUAUUAGAAUGUAAAACAGCUGUUUUCUAUGUGAAUAUCUGUUAAACUGUAAUUUUUUUCUUUGAUGCGCAGCUGAAUUUUCAGCAUCAUUACUCCAGUCUUCAGCGUCACAUGAUCCUACAGAAAUCAUUCUAAUAUGCUGAUUUGCUGCUCACGAAACCAUUAUCAAUCAUUAUCAAUGUUGCGCCACACAAUAUUUUUGUGGAAAUACAUUUUUGUGGUCAUACAUUUUAUUUCUCAGGAUUCACAGUGAAUAAAAAGUUCCAAAGAACAGCAUUUAUUUGAAAUAGAAAUCCACUGUAACAUUAUAAAUGCCUUUACAGUCCCUUUUGAUCGAAUGAAUGCAGCCUUGAUAAAUAUAAGUAUUAAUUUCUUUCAAAAAAUUAAAAUAAAAUCUUACUGACCACAAAUGUCUGAAUAGUAGCGUAAUUAGCAAUCAUAUUUUGUUCAGUUUUAAAGAAGGCUUAUAUAUUUCCUGUAAAUAUUGUGUAAUUUAAAAUAAGCAUGUUUUUUUUCUUUAUAUAUAAUUUUGCUUUUAAUUACUGAUUACCACUUAGAUUGCAUUGAAAAAUUGUACAUUGGACUUUUUUAAACUUGUGAACAAAAUGGGACAAUAUAAGUGAUGUAUAUAGCCUGUGUUGUCAUCUUUAUUAAUAAACUGGACAUCUAUUAGCUUUA